AUGGAAGCAAAAGAGGAGGUAGGAACAAUGGAAGCUAGUGCCCAAGCAAGUAAGAUUCUCAUCUUUGGUGGAACUGGAUACAUAGGAAAAUAUACGGUCAAGGCAAGCAUCAAGUGUGGACAUCAAACUUUCGCUUACACCCGUCCUAUCACUCCUCAAUCCAAUCCAGACGAGAUAAACCUGCUCGAGGAGUUUGAAUCUAUCGGUGUUACCAUCAUUCAGGGAGAGUUGGACGAACAUGAUAGGAUUGUGGAUGCAGUUCGUCGAGUAGAUGUGGUUAUCUCAGCGUUACCAUUCCCCCAGGUUCCUGAUCAGGUUAACAUAAUUGAAGCCAUUAAAGUCGCUGGCAGCAUAAAGAGGUUCCUUCCGUCGGAGUUCGGGGUUGAAGAGGACAGAGUGACUACUCUCCCUCCUUUCGAAGCUUGUAUAGACAAAAAGUGAAAGAUCAGAAGGGCAGUGGAAGCAGCUGGGAUCCCUUACACCUAUGUAUCUGCAAAUUGUUUUGCUGCAUACUUUGUGAAUUAUUUGCUUCGUCCACAUGAAGAGCAUGAGGAUGUAGUUGAAUCUUUGCAAGCUCUAUGGUUUUGAAAUCUAACGUUCAGUAUUCCUGUUUUUCCCUUCUAUCUGUCACGUUCAGCACUGUUGAACUAUGAAGAAGAUGUGGCGGAGUACACAAUCAAAGUAGCAAAUGACCCAAGAACAUGCAAUCGAAUAGUAAUCUAUCAGAUGCCCAAAAAUAUAGUGUCCCAGCUUGAAUUGAUUGCUUUGUGGGAGAAGAAAACAGGCAGCAGUUUCAAGAGGAUUCAUGUACAUGAGGAAGAACUGGUGAAACUCUCAGAGACCUUACCAUUUCCAGAUAAUAUACCAGUGUCCGUCCUUCACUCCUUAUUUGUAAAGGUAUUCUUAGGCUUUCCAUCUUUGGUUAUGGCGCCUACAGCUGCAAUGUUGAUUCUCUCUCGUCACUGUAAAACAACUUCUCCAGCUCUUCCACCUCCUCCUCCAUCGCCACCUCUGGAUGUUAAGGCCUCUGCACUAAAGUGGGUUGCGCUGGACAGCCUUCUGACCCGCCGAGGAAGAUGUCGUUCUAACAACGGCCAAGAGUCCAAGAUGGUGGAGGCUGAUCGUUCUUUCUCUGCUGAUUCUGCCUUGGAAAAGAGGUUCAAGGAAGCCCUUGAAUACAGCUGGUGGUAGAGUUAUGUAAUCAUCUUUGGUUCAGAGUAUUAGGUUCAUAAUUGUCGGGCAGAGGCCUAUUGUAAAUUCCCCCUUGGCUACUGUCAAGUUACAUUAAUCAAUUUUAUGUACAAUACAAACUGCAGUUCAGUUAAAA
This is a messenger RNA of Theobroma umbraticum, 1327 nucleotides long. The record is from RefSeq and is a predicted model, not a curated record. Lineage: Eukaryota; Viridiplantae; Streptophyta; Magnoliopsida; Malvales; Malvaceae.